Molecule: messenger RNA, 4775 nt
Organism: Tupaia belangeri chinensis (Chinese tree shrew)
Lineage: Eukaryota; Metazoa; Chordata; Mammalia; Scandentia; Tupaiidae
Gene: HECA
Product: HECA ribonucleoprotein granule regulator
Exons: 15
Coding region: 1-2823 (940 amino acids)
Source: RefSeq, a predicted model, not a curated record
AUGAUUGUUGCCACUUCAACUGCCCUUUAUAGCCAGGAAGCUGAGAACAGGCCUCGGAACAUCCACUGUAGAAAAAAAAAUGACAGAACAUUGUGUGAGCUGAACGAGCUCUUUGUGAACUACCUAGAGUCAGGCAUUUCUGUUAGCAACAUAAUAGUGGAAAAAGGCAUUUGGCUGAGGAAAAAGUGUGGCAAAUCUGUAGUAGCCUGGAUCCUCAUGACCUAUGUGAAGAUGUGCCAACUCUCAAAGGAACUUGUCAGAUCUGGAAGUUGCUUUGCCCAGAGGAAGGAGCUAGGUCUUUAUAAGUCUUCAUCUCCACAUCAGUCAGUCAUUGGGGCCAGCUGGCUCCGUUUGAAUGAGGGCAAUGCAUGGAGAGCAACUCGGCUGAGAGCAAUCAGCUGUCAAUAUUCCAAGAGGCCAGGAAAAAUAGUGCCUGAGUCCUUAAGGCAGUGUGCCACGCAUCCACUGGGGUCGUACCCUUGUGUGCAUUACUGGGUUAGCUCUGGAAUUCCUUAUGCCUUCCAGUAUGAUUCGUGGAUCAAGCUGCACUUUGAUGCUCCACUUUUCACCUCCUGCACCAUGUCUUUAAGUAUACUUAACACAUAUAUUGUAACCCUAGCCCAAAGGUUUUCUCUCACCUUCAGCAAUGGCUUUCCUAGAGCUCUGCUAUGUGCCGUGACUCCCACUCAGAAGCCCCUCAAUCAACAUUUGGUUUUGAAAGUGAAGAUGAUGUGCUGCAGUUCAGAAGUGAAUUGGGUGCGAUUCCUGGGGAUUGGUGAGUUGUUGCUGCAGAAACCAUACAACCCAUGGAAAGAAGUAGCAGCCAUUCCUAGUGACAGGAACAACAAAAAUACCAUAACUCCCCCUCCUGAGUGUUUACUAGGAGCCAGCUUGUGUCUGGAUCCACUUCAGGCUUUUCUGUCUUCUGCUACUUACCUGGUUCCAGGGUCCAUAGAGUGCAGACCAAGUGGUGUUCUGAACGUGCUUCCCAAUGUUGAAGUAGUUUCAUUUGUUUCCUUACUGGCCUUUUACAUUUUGAAUUUAGAAAUAGGUUAUAAAAUGGCUUUUCUGUCUUCUGCUACUUACCUGGUUCCAGGGUCCAUAGAGUGCAGACCAAGUGGUGUUCUGAACGUGCUUCCCAAUGUUGAAGUAGUUUCAUUUGUUUCCUUACUGGCCUUUUACAUUUUGAAUUUAGAAAUAGGUUAUAAAAUGUUCCAGGGAUUUGACUUCCAUUUCCAGAAAUACAAAGACACCAAGUGGAGAAGGCUGUUCGCUUUGAGCUGUGUGGUGCCUGAAAACCUCUACCACACUCUUGCAAGUACUGACACACAGCUGAUUACACUUGGUGGAAAUCUUGACACCAAGAAGUGUCCUUUGGACAUGAAUGACGAAUGUGCAUGGUGGCUCUGCCCUGUGAAUGAUGUCCAGUGCACUGAAUCCCUGUCCUCUGUUCCUCCCCCAGAAGCCCCCUGUGCCACGCCCCUGAUCUGCAGCUUCGGGAGGCCUGUGGACCUGGAGAAGGACGACUACCAGAAGGUGGUGUGCAACAACGAGCACUGCCCCUGCAGCACCUGGAUGCACCUGCAGUGUUUCUACGAGUGGGAGAGCAGCAUCCUGGUGCAGUUUAACUGCAUCGGCCGGGCCCGCAGCUGGAACGAGAAGCAGUGUCGCCAGAACAUGUGGACCAAGAAGGGCUACGAUCUGGCCUUCCGCUUCUGCUCCUGCCGCUGCGGGCAGGGCCACCUCAAGAAGGACACGGACUGGUACCCGGUAAAGCGGAUGCAGGACGAGAAGAAAAAGAAGUCGGGGUCAGAGAAGAACACUGGGAGGCCUCCGGGUGAGGCUGUGGAGGAGGCAAAGAAAUGCAGGCCCUCUAACAAACCCCAGAAAGGCCUGAACCACGACCUCCCCCGCCGGCACUCUGUGGACAGACAGAACUCGCAGGAGAAAGCCGGCAGCACAGCGCCCUACGGCGUCCGCUCCCCUUGUGGCUCCCCCGGCCAGUCCCCACCAGGCGGCUACUCCAUCCUCUCCCCUGCCCACUUCAGUGGCCCCCGCUCCUCCAGAUACCUUGGGGAAUUCUUAAAGAACGCCAUCCACCUGGAGCCUCACAAAAAGACCCUGGCCGGGGGCCACGUGUUCAGAAAUGCGCACUUUGACUACAGCCCGGCAGGGUUGUCGGUCCACAGGGCGGGGCACUUUGACGCUCCUGUGCAGUUCCUGCGGCGGCUGGACCUCUCUGAGCUCCUCACGCACAUCCCCAGGCAUAAGCUGAACACUUUCCACGUGCGCAUGGAAGAUGAUGCCCAAGUGGGCCAGGGGGAGGAUCUGCGCAAGUUCAUCCUUGCAGCACUCAGUGCCAGCCACAGGAAUGUGGUAAACUGUGCCCUGUGCCACCGGGCGCUCCCGGUGUUCGAACAGUUCCCACUGGUGGACGGAACGCUGUUCUUAAGCCCGUCAAGGCAUGAUGAGAUCGAAUACGACGUUCCUUGUCACCUUCAAGGGAGACUCAUGCACCUGUACGCGGUGUGCGUGGACUGCCUGGAAGGGGUUCACAAGAUCAUCUGCAUCAAGUGCAAGUCACGGUGGGAUGGCAGCUGGCACCAACUGGGCACAAUGUACACCUACGACAUCUUGGCCGCCUCUCCAUGUUGUCAGGCCCGCCUGAACUGCAAGCACUGCGGGAAGCCGGUGAUCGAUGUGCGCAUCGGGAUGCAGUACUUCUCUGAGUAUAGCAACGUCCAGCAGUGUCCGCACUGCGGGAACCUGGACUACCAUUUCGUGAAGCCAUUUUCCUCCUUCAAAGUUCUUGAAGCUUAUUGAUGAAAGCUUUGCUUUAGUAAUAGCUAUUUUAUUGAUAUUAUUACUUUAUUACAUAUCUUUUAUAGGGAAACAUUCUGUGACAUUAAUUUCUUUUCUAAUUUAAAGAAGAGUUACUUUGUGUAUGUGUGCCACUCAAAUGGGGGCUGCCCCUUGCCCUGUCCUGAUUUCCAAGCGUUAGUCCGUGGUCAUUCCCAGAGCCUAAGUGGGUGAUCCUGUGAGUUUGGGUAGGGGGUUCAGUCUCACCAAGUCCCUGAUGCAGCUUUAAGGGAGGAUAGGGCUAAUUUAGGAAAUGGAUUACAUGGUUGUAAACUAAGAGCAUGAUAGAGUUGGGCAGAAACUUUUAAAAUGUUAACAUUCUGAAGACCCACUUGUAGACCUUCCCUGGGCCUUGGGAAGAGUCCAUGACAGGCGAAUGUAAGCCUGUGCCUGGAGAGCUGAUCUCUUGUUAGUCUGUCCGGCUCAGAGUCCUGCACCACACAGCCGACUCACGCUGGCAGGUGAUGUGAAAGUGGACAUGAGUGCUGCUCCUGUCACUAUUGUCAUUUUAACAUUCAAAUUUCCAUCAUGGAAAUAAUAACCAAACGGUAAGAUAUAUGAAAGCUAUUGGUAUUGCAGCUACUUUGAUGUAAGGUGGACUAUGACAGAAUAUAUCAAAUGUAUUUGGAAAUGAUGCACACUGGCAAACAGGGACAAAACUCUGUCAUUUGGAUUGCGUCUUUGAAGUUGGUGAAAGUGGUUUUUAAAAGCCCAUCCAUGAACGACGUGAUUUGGGCAGAUGGUAUAUACAGGCUGCAAUGUUGAAGUGCCAUUUGGUGUCAGAGCCUUCUCACAGGUAAACCUCACAGCCACAAGACCUAACAGGUGAGCUUCAGAACCAAUUAUUGCCACACUUAUUGCCCCAAAUUGUUUCUGGCCACAUUUAACCCAUUUAAUAUUGAGUUUCCAGAAAUCAAAGAAUUGAUCUUUGGAGAAAAAGGAAAAAACAUUGCUUGAGAAAAUGAUGAUGAGAAUUAUUUCAGCAUUUCUUUUUAACAUGUGUUUCAUUUUGGAAAUUCACUGAUUGUAAUGUAUAACCGUAUGUUUGAAAAACAGCUCAUUCUAAAGAUUCCCAUUAGACUUUACUGCCAGGGAAAAAAUAUGAUUCUACAUAGGACUUAAUUAGUUAGAACAUUAGGCAUUCCAAAAUACAGCCUUCUGUUAAUUGGAGCUUGGUGAUUUAAAUAGACUGACACUUUAUGCACUUACAGAAUUGGGAUUGAAAUAUGGUUUCUCAAAAAUGAAUCUGACAAUUUCAUGUUGAUACACGUUUAUGCUAAAAGAAUGUAGAAAAUAUAAUCAUUUUGUGGGUAGCCAACUUGGGUCAGUAGGAACAUUUUAUAUUAUUCAUUUGGUUUAUACUACUACUUUUCUCAGUGUGAUUUUUGCUUUCAGAAGUGUUGAGGCAUUAAGGCAAGUGAGUUUCAGUUCUACUACAUGAAGUAUUUGAUGUUUUGUUUGAAACGGUGCAGCAUUAAAAAACCAACAUGUUGACUAAUACUUUUCGUCUUUCAGUUUAGAUUGUUUUUUGGUUUGCUGCAUCCAGUUUGGUGUGUGAUGAUCUGAAAAACCUUUCACAGUAGGGGAAUUACUCAAAAUGCCUAUAAGAAGCAGAAAAUUAUGAUUAGUGUGACAGCAUUUGAUGCAGCUUAAAGAAAUCAAUAAAAUAUAGCUUUCGCAAAUUUGCCUUUAAUACACAGAGCUGUAAUUGUAAAUUAACUGUUUCUCUAUUGACUGUCUCAUGUACCUACGUACAAAAAUUGGUAAGUUUCUCUUGUCUUCACAGUACUAUUGGAUUUUAUUUUGAAUUUGAAAUGAGUGAUAAAAUAUUUGUAAUGCUGGUCUUUAACUCCCCUAAAUUUUUGUAGCAAAACCUGCUUAUAUUGUUGUUCUGAAGCUUCCAGUUGACUUGUAUG